ACAAUGAACAGCUGUUUGCACUCGUCGAAAUGUAAGCAUACAAAAUUGCAGUCAGCGGUCUGUUAGAGCAAACAAUGGAUACGGAUCUGGAAUCCAUUAAUGGCUUCAGUGCUGGGAAUUCAGCUGCUGAGGUGUUUAUACAAGGAUUGGCGGGCAUGGUCAAUCAAGGCGAUGUCGAGACAAUGAUCAGGGCCCAAAAACAAAUGCUCCAGCGUUUUGAGAAGACCAACGAAAUGUUGCUUAAUUGUAAUGCCCUAUCCCAAAGUCGACUGAAGACUGCCAAUGAGGAUUUCAAGCGUCACGUCAAAUGUCUGGGCGAAAUGAAAAAGGAUCUUGACUAUAUAUUCAGAAAAAUUCGGAUUAUCAAGCAAAAAUUACAACAGCAAUAUCCCGUCAUUUAUGCCGAAGUGCAACCACAACAGCAGCAACGCAGCAGUUUGGCAGAAGAGGCGGAAGAUGAAACGGAAACUGCAUCGACAUCUAAAGCAAAAGCAACAGGAGGAGGGGGAGGAGCAGAAGGAGCAGCAACAGUAGCUGCUGCUGCUUUGCUUACAGUGACCGAAGCUGAAGGUGGAGCAGCAAAAGCAGAAGGUGGAGCAGCAAAAGCAGAAGGUGGAGCAGCAAAAGCAGCAGCUGUCGAUGAAGGGUCAGCUCCUGCAACCACCUCAACAAAGCCAACUGCCGCGUCAGGAUCAAAGAAAAGUGGAGCCACUAUUGAAUACGUUCAAAUGGAAGAAGCUAUAGAUAAUGGUGUAGUAGAACUGGAAAAUGAGCUAAUUAAACGCGUAUGCUCAGUUGAGAUAGCAAAUCCCAAUGAUUCCUCAGAUUGUACAUCUGAGGACACGGGUUAA
Molecule: messenger RNA, 851 nt
Organism: Drosophila willistoni
Lineage: Eukaryota; Metazoa; Arthropoda; Insecta; Diptera; Drosophilidae
Product: kxDL motif-containing protein CG10681
Exons: 2
Coding region: 75-851 (258 amino acids)
Biological process (GO): lysosome localization
Cellular component (GO): BORC complex
Source: RefSeq, a predicted model, not a curated record